This is a messenger RNA of Lytechinus pictus (painted urchin), 3478 nucleotides long. Its product is annotated as cytochrome P450 2U1-like. The transcript is spliced from 4 exons. Gene Ontology annotation, molecular function: oxidoreductase activity, acting on paired donors, with incorporation or reduction of molecular oxygen, reduced flavin or flavoprotein as one donor, and incorporation of one atom of oxygen; heme binding; steroid hydroxylase activity. Gene Ontology annotation, cellular component: intracellular membrane-bounded organelle; cytoplasm. The record is from RefSeq and is a predicted model, not a curated record. Bases 109 to 1683 code for a protein of 524 amino acids. NCBI's taxonomy places the organism in Eukaryota, Metazoa, Echinodermata, Echinoidea, Temnopleuroida, Toxopneustidae. Gene Ontology annotation, biological process: xenobiotic metabolic process.
AUAGCCAUCUGUGAUAUAGUUCCAUGGUAUAGCACAGUAUCAACACGAAGUGUAGCCGAAACUCGUUCGUAGGCUCCCUGGAGCUUGACUACUUUGACCAGUACAAAAAUGGAGACUCUUCUUAGCUUUAUGGAUACAACAACAUCCUUAGUAGCUCUUCUUGUUUUUCUGCUCAGUCUAUUUUUCACCCAUCGUUUCUACCAAAGCAGAGAUGAAAAAAUAAAAUCGCUUCCUCCGCGGGGCCCGGUAGAGUGGCCGAUCAUUGGAAUCAUCCCCAGUCUCGUCGGCGACGAACCCUACAAGCUUCUCGCUGGUCUGUCCUCCAAGUACGGCCCGGUGUUCUUGAGUCGAAUCGGAAUGAUCCCCACACUCGUAAUCAACGAUUUCAACUCAAUGAAAGAGGCUUUGGCGAAGUCUGGGGACGAUUUCGCAGAUCGACCUAGAUUUGGGAUGAUGGAGUACAUUACGAAAGGGAAGGGCAUAAUUUCAGCUCACGUGGGUAACAGUCAGCGAGAGAAACGUCGUUUCGGCCUUGCCGCCCUUCGAGAACUCGGCAUGGGUAAAUCUCGUCUCGUCGAGAACAUAACGGACGAAAUUGAAACGUUGUCCGAAGUCUUUGUUGGCUACGAAGGCAAACCUUUUAAUCCUGCCCACGAUAUUACUGUGUCCGUUUCCAACAUCGUAUCAUGGAUUGUCUUUGGGAAGCGAUUCAAGCAUGAUGAUACUGCCUUCAAGCGUUUCCUGGAAAUAAUUCACGAAGGAAUCGAGAUUUGUGAGUCGACAGGCGCUACAGGAUUUAUCCCCAUGCUGCAGUACUUACCAUUGCCUGUCUGGAAGAAACUCGCUGACAACGAAGCAGAGUGGAGGAAAUUCGAUAGUGCCAUGAUCAAAGAUGCCCUGCAGAGGCCUUCCUUUGAAGAGCCAUGUUUCGUACAGAUGUACCAUGAGGAAAUGAAGCGUAUGCAACAACGAGUCAGCGCAGGUGCAGUAGGUUCAGAUGUGUUCAGUGGUACGAAUGGCACCAGCGACUCUGACGGUGGUGUGAUUUUUAAUGAAGAAGAUAUGCGUCAGACUCUUGGGGAUUUGUUUGCAGCUGGAACGGAUACAACUGCCACAACACUGAAAUGGGCUAUUCUCUUUCUCAUACUGCAUCCAGACGUCCAAAGUAAAAUCCAUGAAGAAUUGGACAGUGUUUUUGGACGCACUCGAAAGCCAAGCUUGGAGGAUCGUAAGCAAAUCCCUUACACUGAAGCGGUGCUUCUGGAAGUCCAGAGGACGGCAUCGGUUGUUCCCCUUGGUGUGCCACAUUCAGCGAGUUGGGACACUACGCUUAAUGGACACCAUGUUCCAGCAAAUACCCUGAUCUUACCCAACAUCUGGGCUGUCCACCAUGAUCCAAAGAUCUGGAAGAACCCUGAUAAGUUUCGACCGGAAAGGUUUUUAGAUGACACGGGGACGACUGUUCUUCAGCGAGAAGAGCUCCUCCCAUUUUGCAUAGGCAGGAGAAAGUGUCUCGGAGAGCAACUCGCCAAGAUGGAACUGUACUUCUUCUUCACCCAUCUUCUCCACCGCUUCGAAUUCCGUAUCCCUGAGGGCGCCCUUCCACCCAGCACUGCAGGAAAAGUUGGUGCCACACGCAACCCAAUGCCGUUCAGUGUGUGUGCAAUACCGCGUUACUCAUAGCAAGAGUCUAGGGAGAGGUUGGCUCUCAACAAACAAGUCAGGGGUCGCGGAACGGUUUUGAAAGUGGGGGCGGAAGGGGGGGUUGACCAUGCAAAAAAUCACAACGAGAUGGUCAUUUUUACGUUUUUGUUCACGGUUUUGUUAAAAAAAAGUGGGAGCUGAAGCCAACACAGCCAUUGGCGGCGGAGCAGAGGAUUAUAUUUUGUGUUUGGGGGGACGCCUAUUGUUGCGUCCCCCCCCCCCCCACACAAAAGAUAAUCCUCUGCUCCGCCGCCAAUGAACACAGCACACCCCCCGCCGUUUUCGCGACCCCUACAAAUGUCUGCCGUUGGUGAUAGUUGAUCAUUACUAAUGGACAAUGAAAAAAUAUUCUCUCGCAAUCAUUAAGAAACUAUUGCGAAUCUAAAACCUGAUCGCCAUUAUUGAUAAUUAUGCGUUAUGAAUUACGAAUUCUGGGGCCUGUUGUAUAGUUACGAACUUACGAUUAAAUAUAACUCUAAAAAAUCAAAGUAACUUGCUUUUCAACCAAACCCGUAUUUUGGGUCUUGUGGUUUAUUUGGUUGUUUGUUUGUUGCAUGUAAACGCAACUCUUAUUACAACGGGCCACAUUUGAUGAAGGGCGGUUAUUCUGUUACUCGCAAUGGGUAGUUGGUUCCAUGAUAUUUGCUCCGGCGACAAUUGCUCUGAUGAAAAAUCUGCACAUUGUGCCAAACAUAAACCCUAACCUCCAAAACUAAAUAAACGUUAAUUAUAAUCUUAACAUUAUUCUGAACCAAGACUCUAUUACAAUCCUAACCCUAUCCUUUACCCUCUGAUAUAUUAACCCUAACUUAACUGGGCUAUUUUGUGAGGUUAAAGUCCGGAGGGGGCCUUUUAGGCCCUCCUUAAGAUCACGGCCGCAGAUUUCGCGCAGUCGCGAAAAUGUUGGUAAGCUAGGGUUAAGACUGGAGCAAAUGUCGUAGGAUCAUUAUGUCGUGUUUCCGGAUAGUUGUCCGUCAUGGCAGUCACUUUUAUAUCGAGCUUUUGUAUUCGACUCCCUCUCCAUACAGUUCCUUUGAUGUUCCUUAACUAUUGAUUUUUUUUUUAGUGUAGGUUCACCUUUUGUGACGGAGAAGCGUUAUUGCAUGUUUCACCAGUUUUCUUUCAACAGGGUCGCCUCUUCAGUUGACGAGCUGCUAUCACUGAGUAUUUACGAUAAUAAUAGAUUUCGUAGGAAGGUAAACAACUUCUUAACCCACACACAAAUGCCACAAGAGGUAUUGUAAUUCCAACUUGAAAUAUUUAGCCUGAAAUAUUGUAUUAUUUCCAACGAAUUUCUCGAAGACCAGAUUGGAGAGAGUUUGGUUCGUUUCAUUUCACGUUUUCAUGUACAUUGAUCUCGUUUCUUCUAAGUUUUGCAUGUUUAGAAAUUAUAUGUUAAUAUGAAGAACCGAUUAAUUAAGAAGAUGAAGCUGGAAAAUUAAGUUAGGAUUUAGUGAGACAUGGCACUCGAUGAAACCAUAUGCAUUAUAAAAAUCAUUUAUUUAUUACUUCAUUAUUUUCUUUCAGAUACAUUAAUGUGCAUUGUUAGCUCCGUGAUUUUAUAGUAUACAUCCAAGGUUAAUACAUGUAAUGCAAACUUGUUCUGACAUUGUAAGUCAAAUUCGUUUAGAUGCUGAAAACGUCAUGAAACCAGGCAGAUAAUGAUUGUUCACUACUUGUAUCUGAUAAAAAAUUGAGUGAAAUUUGAAUACAAAUGAGGAACAUCAACAUUCUUUUAUCACACAAAACCUAUAGUUUCCCAUUCCAAAUAAAU